Molecule: messenger RNA, 2396 nt
Organism: Carassius carassius (crucian carp)
Lineage: Eukaryota; Metazoa; Chordata; Actinopteri; Cypriniformes; Cyprinidae
Product: calsequestrin-1-like
Exons: 11
Coding region: 176-1621 (481 amino acids)
Biological process (GO): regulation of skeletal muscle contraction by regulation of release of sequestered calcium ion
Cellular component (GO): sarcoplasmic reticulum lumen
Molecular function (GO): calcium ion binding
Source: RefSeq, a predicted model, not a curated record
UACUCGUCUCUUUUACCCGUGUGUAGGGGUUUCAUACAGGGGGCCUCAGGACUUGGUCUUGUCUGUUCUGGGUGGCGGGGAUCACACAUUCUUUCUAACGUAAUUUUAUGAAGUAAUUAGGCAGUUUGUUUUAAAUUAAUUGGAACUACAUAUUUCCCAUCUUAAGUAUUGAAUCAUGAAGUGGAACCUAGUGUUCCUUGGGCUCCUUCUGACCUUCGGGCAGCUCUCAUGGGGGCAGAAGGGUAUGGACAUCCCUGAGUAUGAUGGAAAGGACCGCGUUCACGACCUAAAUGCCAAGAAUUUCAAGUCUGUGAUGAAGAAAUAUGACGUGAUGGUGGUGUACUACCAUGAGCACGUAGGAUCCAGCAAAGUCGCCCAGAAACAGUUUCAGAUUGAGGAGCUGGCCCUUGAGCUUGCUGCACAAGUCCUGGAGGAUCUUGACGAUGAGGACAUCGGUAUUGGCCUACUCGAUGAGAAGACAGACAAAGCUGUUGCCAAGAAAUUAGGUCUGGAUGAGGCUGACAGUGUCUACAUCUUCAUUGAGGACGAGGUCAUUGAGUAUGAUGGAGAGCUUGCUGCGGACACACUGGUGGAGUUCAUCUAUGAUCUCAUUGAGGAUCCAGUUGAGAUCAUUGACAAUAUGCGAGAGUUGAAAGGUUUCCACAAUAUUGAGGAGGAUAUCAAGCUGGUGGGUUUCUUCAAGAGUGAGAAAUCUGAGCACUACCAAGAAUAUGAAGACGCAGCAGAGGAGUUUCAUCCACACAUCAAGUUCUUUGCCACCUUUAGUCCAAAGGUUGCUAAGAGUCUAGACUUGAAGUUGAAUGAGGUGGACUUCUAUGAGCCCUUCAUGGAUGAACCCGUCGUCAUCCCUGGUAAACCCUACAGUGAGAAAGAGCUUGUUGCAUUCAUUGAGGACAAUGACAGGCCGACACUGAGGAAGAUGCAGCCACACAACAUGUAUGAGAUCUGGGAGGAUGCUCUUGAUGGCGAGCAUAUAAUUGCUUUUGCUGAGGAGGGAGACCCAGAUGGCUUUGAAUUCCUUGAAAUCGUGAAAGAGGUGGCAGAGGAUAACACAGACAAUCCCGACCUGAGCAUUGUCUGGAUUGACCCUGAUGACUUCCCUUUGCUUGUUCCCUACUGGGAGAAGACCUUCGACAUUGACCUGUCCUCACCUCAGAUUGGUGUAGUGGAGGUGGAUGAUGCUGAUAGUAUCUGGUUUGAUAUGGAUGACGCUGAUGACAUGCCAACAGCUGAUGAGCUGGAGGACUGGCUGGAGGAUGUGCUAGAGAACAAAAUUGAUCCUGAUGAUGACGACGACGAUGAUGACGAUGACGAUGAUGACGACGAUGACGACGAUGACGACGAUGACGAUGACGACGACGAUGACGACGAUGACGACGAUGAUGACGACGACGAUGACGAUGAUGAUGACGAUGAUGAUGACGAUGAUGACGACGAUGAUGACGACGAUGACGAUGAUGACGACGACGAUGAUGACGACGACGACGAUGAUGACGACGACGAUGAUGACGACGAUGAUGAUGACGACGAUGACGACGAUGAUGAUGAUGACGACGAUGAUGAUGAUGACGAUGAUGAUGAUGAUGACGACGACGAUUAAACUUGUACCAUUUUACAUAUAUUAUCCAAACUAAAGUCUGUUUAUUUGCAACUAUCUGAAUAAUCAACAUCAUAAAAAUUCCUUCAUUAUUUUUUGGCAGAUAUCACAAGGUUAAAAAUUUCAUCAUUUAACUGUGACCUUCCAUGCAUAUCUAGGAAUGUGCUUACCAUUCUCUCACCCAUUGUCCCAAUGUUUUAUUCAAAGACCACGCUCUCUCUUAAACCUUCAGAUAUUCACUUUCGAAUGUUGACGUCACUUCUAAAUUCAAAAUUAUUAGCAAAGUAUGUAUUGCUUCCAGUUCUUUGCCAUCCAUUUUUUCCAUUUCAUUACACUGUAAUUGGCCGUUAAACACACCACUAAUACAUUGAAAAAGAACCUGACUUUUAAGCAUAAAAAUGCAACCAAAAAAAAUGUAAGAUUGUCAGAGGGAGCAGCAACAUUAUUUAAGUGUACAUCCAUCUGUUAAAUUUGUUGUUAUUGUCUCAAUGUAUAUUUGUACUAAUAUGUGGAUGGAUUGUUUGUCCCACUGUGAUAGGACCUAAAGGUGCUAAGCAGGCUUUUCCUCAAGGUCAUUUGUCAUACCUUCUUUCUUUGGUAAGAUAGGAUGUGACUAAUGUGAUGUUAGACAGAGAAGGGAUUGUCCAGCCUUCCUUCUGUGUCUAAAAAGUGCAGUAAAUCACGUUUUCUACAGAAAAAUAAACUUUUUUUUUUUUUUAUUAAUAAAGACAACUUGGUUUAACUCUUAAGUCUUAAAAUAAAAACAGAUUGGAAUAAA